UAAAUAGGAGUCGACAGGCAGCAUCGAAGUAUUCCUCUGGUGACACUCGUCCAAGCUAUAAUGAGGCUCCUGAGUUCUCUGCUGAUUGUGGUGCUGGUUGUGGCCGCGUUGUUGGCGAGCCUAGCCGACGGCUGUGAAAAAGGACCGACCACGUCGACCACGGCAGCAACGGCAGCAGAAGGCGCAUCUGAGUCUGAAGCUAUCACAACAGCAGCGCCCCGGCGCAGACGAGACCUGCAAGACAGUUGGAAGCAGGCAUCACAGGGUGGUGGUUUCGGUGGUCAUACCGAGGGUGAAAUGGGAGCUGGUGCUGAAGGAUUCGGAGGAGGAGCAAAAGCGAAGAUGGGUUUUUCGUUUGGCGCAGGCGCAAACGCUGGAGCUGGCGCAGACCAGUAGUUUCUGCUUGGGCUACCCAGCGAAUCCCAUCUCUGAACACCUGCUUACGUCACAGAAGUAGAAUAGAAGCAGUUGUAUCAUUUCAUUACAAAAUUGAAAGGAACAUGCAAAUGUGAAUCAUGAAAUGUAGAUGAUCUUAGAAGAAGAACUGCUAAUUAAUCAAACAUAUUCUGUCUGGCUUAGUCACAGGACUGUAAUGUGAGAAGGGUGUAUGUUGUGUCUGUAGUUUUGUGUUAAUUCACACAAAGGUAAUAAUAAAUUCAAUUAUGCUGUG
Cryptotermes secundus is the source of this 670-nucleotide messenger RNA. RefSeq lists its product as uncharacterized. The transcript has 4 exons. The record is from RefSeq and is a predicted model, not a curated record. NCBI's taxonomy places the organism in Eukaryota, Metazoa, Arthropoda, Insecta, Blattodea, Kalotermitidae. Bases 61 to 396 code for a protein of 111 amino acids.